Mytilus trossulus (common blue mussel) is the source of this 1883-nucleotide messenger RNA. RefSeq lists its product as uncharacterized. Gene Ontology annotation, molecular function: protein binding; zinc ion binding; ubiquitin protein ligase activity. The transcript is spliced from 3 exons. Gene Ontology annotation, biological process: proteasome-mediated ubiquitin-dependent protein catabolic process; protein polyubiquitination; negative regulation of translation. The annotation marks the transcript as partial. The record is from RefSeq and is a predicted model, not a curated record. NCBI's taxonomy places the organism in Eukaryota, Metazoa, Mollusca, Bivalvia, Mytilida, Mytilidae.
UCUUGUGACAUGAAAAAGAGAAAGAAAACAAAACUGACUUGUAUCUGUAAUUUAGCCUGCAUUGAAAUACACAACCUUAUUGGAACGUAAAUCCCAUGGACACUCCACCUCAAAUAUCUUGUGGGAUAUGUGACGCCCAGCAUAUCACGAAAAGUGCAGAUUUCUGGUGCCCGGAGUGUGACGAUGGUCUUUGUACUGAGUGUAAGGGCCAUCACAGUUUUUCCAAAGCAAGUCGACUUCAUGGCAUUAUUUCGAUAGAGGAUUACAGAAAACUGUCAACUGAUAUUUCAAGCAUAGUCCACCACUGCGUUGAACAUGAGAAAAAGCUUCAAAUGUAUUGUCCCCAUCACGAUCAACUUUGCUGUCUUUUAUGCAUAUCAACCAGUCACAAAGAAUGUACUGGGAUGUUACCUAUUGAUGAAAUGGCGAAAACUUCUAAAUCUAGUGGUUUGUUAGAAAGUUUGCAGAAAUCAUUAGAAGAUAUAAUCAGCAACAUUGACAAGGUAGUAAAAGAUAGGCAAUCUAAUCUGACCAAAAUUAAAGAACAACGACAAAACAUUCUCGCUGGCAUUCGAAACAUACGCAAAAGAAUCAACUCUCAUUUUGAUAAAAUAGAACAAGAGAUCGAAAAAGAACUGAACACAUCCGAGUGCGAUUUGAAAACGAAAAUUGAGGAUCUGCUGAAUGGACUUAAGGAGAAAAGAGAACGAAUUGUAGUGUUACAAAGUAACAUUUCAGAUCUUAAGAAUCACGCAUCCAACUUACAAAUCUUCAUAGGAAGUAAACAGCUAGAGGAGAAAAUCGAAUCUGAAGAGACAUACGUUCAGUCAUUAUCGGAAGAUGAACGUUUGAAAAAGAUUUCCUUGAAAUAUACUCGUAAUGAACGGAUUGAGAAUAUAUUCAAAAGCAUCUGUUCAUUUGGAUCAAUAUCGAUAGAAUCUAGUUCACCAGCUAUUGAGAUCAAAUUUGAAAAGAUUAAGCAAGCUCAGAUAACGUCUGCUAGCAUUAUUCCGAAAUCAGUUGACAAUGUCCGUGCAACAUUAUUGCGAAAAAUUCAAAUUCCAGAAGGGAAAAUUUAUGAGUGUAAUAUAACUGGUUGUGCUGUUUUUCCAAACGGAAAAUUGAUUUUUGCAGACUGUGAUAAAUACAAACGAUUGGUGAUUUUUAAUACUGAUGGUUCUUUUGAUUAUGAAGAAACAAUUUCAGGAUCACAACCAUUUGAUGUAGCUUGUAUUGAUGACACAACAGUUGCCUUCACAGUAUGGAAUUCAUCCAAAAUUUACAUCUUUGACAUUAAAACAAAACGUAUCAAAACUACGAUUGAAACAAAAUAUAAUUGCUAUGGUAUUGCAUACCAGGACGGGAAAAUAUAUUAUGCAAAUACAGAGCAUCUCGGAGUCGCACAACUUGAAGACAGUUGUAUGAAGUCCAUUGUUAACUAUGGUAUUAGAUAUUCCUUUAUGCGUUAUGUGUCGCUUUUUGGCGAGUCUAUAUACUUAACAGAGUAUAAUGCCAAUUCAGUAUGUUGCUACAGUGAUAAAGGCAACAAAAUAUGGGAAUAUAAAGAUAAAACAAUUCUUAAAAGUCCCCGAGGUGUUGCUGUUGACAGAAAUGGCAUCGUGUAUGUAGCAUCCUAUGAGCGCAAUUGCAUUGUUGUAAUCUCUCCUGAUGGGAAGAAAGCAGUAGAUUUUCUAUGUUCUGUAGAUGGUAUUGAAAAUACAUCUAAACUUUUCUAUGACAAUGAGAGAGACUUGUUGCUGAUUGGGGGAUAUGAUGGGAAAUGUUCUUUAUAUCAGAUUAACAGUCAUAGAUACUUUGCUGAUAGUCCUAAAUACAAGGCUUUACUACAGCUAUCACAUAAACUUAACAUGAUAAAAAAAAUG